This is a messenger RNA of Marchantia polymorpha subsp. ruderalis, 2106 nucleotides long. NCBI's taxonomy places the organism in Eukaryota, Viridiplantae, Streptophyta, Marchantiopsida, Marchantiales, Marchantiaceae. The record is from the annotation of a GenBank genome assembly.
CUCUCUGUGGCUGAACCCAAAUCAGCCGAGCGAGCAAUGGAAGCAGGAGCAGGACGGUGCAGCUCAGCUCAGCUCAGACAAUCGAUCAAUCACAGACUGCCUUUAAGGUCGACAAAGGUUCAUGAGUAGAGUAUGUCAAUGCCAGCCCACGAAGGCAGUCCAGAGUCCAGAGUCCAGCUGCAGCAGCAACAGCAGCAGAGGAAAGAGUGUAAUAAUGAGGUGCGAGGAGCCGCAGCAAGAGACACAGGAGAACGCGGUCAGCUGGUGGUGAGCUCAGGAGGGAAGGAGGGAGGGAGGGAUGCGGAAGUCGCAGCUGGCUCCAACAGCCCUGCAGCAGCAGCAGCAGACGACCGACAGCGGGAACAGUGGGGGCGAGUGCGGGGUGGAGAAGGGGGAAGGGGGAGGGCGAAGGGGAGGAGCCUGAACCCACAUGCGCCUUCAGAAUCAGAUACUCAGACUUCUGCAUCGGAACGAACACAACGAACACGCGCAGCAGCGGCCGCUGUCAUGAUCGAAGCGUCGUCCAUCUGCGCCGUCAGUGCGCUCUGCGGGCAUGCAUCGACGGACUGCGGAGGGUCGAGCACUGACUGCGCGCAGCAGAGCGUCUGAGCGGCAUUUGUCGACGAGACGUCGACCGUGUCGCCGUGCCCUGUGCCAUGCAGGCGCCCAUUCCACGUACCUGCGUACGGUUCCCGUCCGCGACAGCCGGAGGAUGUCAUCGUCAUUAUCACAUGCCCUCGCACGUGAGAAUCCGUUCGAGCUUCUCACCAAACCCAACUCCCUCCCUCCCUGCCCUCCCCACCAUCCCUCCCUCGAUCGACCAUCUUUUGGUUUUUCUUGCUCCUCCGAAAGCAAAAGUUCAUUUUUCAUAGACUGCCAGGAAUGCAGAGUACGGUGGAUAACAUCCCCGGCAGUUCGUUCGAUCUCAGAUUCAUAGAUGCAUUCAUUCAUUCAUGUAAACGCGGUCAGCUCGGCUCUACGUGCUGCCGACUAGCGAGUCUAGGCUCUGCUCUUGUCGAGUCCACGUUCUCGUGAGGAAGUGGCGUCUGGCAUCAGGUUUCGUGUUUUGUUUUGUUCGGUUUUGUUUGUUUACAGCUCCGCCUACUCUGAGUAGGCUCUUGGAGCUGGACUUGUGUGGGUGAAGAGAUAUUGCACAUGACAGAACCGCUGCCUCUGGUGGUCAUUGAACUGAGAGAAACAGGUCGAUAAUGAUUGUGGCCAGAUCAUGUGCUAGAUCGAAUGUAUGGUGAACAGAAUCAUCUGGAUAAUUCAGGGCUCGCAGACCCCUGAAUACUUCAAGAUUUUGUUUCGUCUACUGCAUUUAGGUCUGCAUUAGUCCUGGCAAGCACCUUUGAGACGGUCCACCAUUCUCAUUCAUAUUCAGCUACUCACGAGAACACGAAACACGAUUUCCAAGUGAAUACAGGUUUGCUAUGAUGAUCAGAACCGUGACCAUCUUCAUGUAACCUUCAGCGCUCGGAACGAUUCUGUUUCCGCCUCAGGGUCGACUUCCUUCACGUUUUGGUCUUUCAGACGCCACUGAAGAUGGGACGCUGAAUACUUUCAAUUCCAGGUGAGAAAAGACAGUCAGAUUCCAAUUGGAGAGAAAAAUUUACACUGUCUCAUCGGAGAGAAAAUCUCUACAAUAACCUCGUUCUCAAGAAACUUUGCUCAACUUUUUCAAGCCUGCUGAAUCAUACUCCUGAUGGCAAGAUUGCAGUCGUCUUGAGACACCAGCACCCAGGGUUCUCACCUUGGUGUGGCUACAAGGAGGUCGGUGUAUUUUUUGAAGAGUAGAAGACUUUCAAAAUAAGAAGCUCGAUCGUGAUCCACUUCAGUUAGAAAAGCUUUUCGAUCUCAGCAAGUUUUUCCUCUCUUUCUUUUCUAUCAUCUUCUAACACUUCGCGGCCCAACCACAUUGCUGGAUCUGUACAGUUGUGUCCUCCCUGUAUUAUUGUGGCUAAACACAGUUUUCAAAUCCUUCCAUGAUUUACUGUGAUUAGGUAGAUGUGAUUUGGUUGUGUAGUACGCAGUGCUUCGCCUCCCUAUGAGCCAGUUGAAGAUUAUACUCUUUUGUAAAUCAUUACUUCUUGGAUGUAAAUAUCA